CGUCUAAUCACGCGCGCGACAUUCAUCCCCACGCAUCGCCCGCCGAGUGAACACGCCCGGGCUACUUUCUAUCAGGCGCCGUCCGAGGCCGCCCUCGCCGAAGGACCUCCGCUGUCCCCGCCCCUCGUAGUCGGAUGUGGCGCGAGUCGAGGCCGGGCCCACAGAUUCUACAGACAUGUCCGUGAGGGAGUCCUUCAAUCCCGAAAGCUACGAGCUGGACAAGAACUUCCGGCUCACGCGCUUCGCAGAGCUCAAAGGCACAGGCUGCAAGGUGCCCCAGGAGGUUUUACAGAAGCUUUUAGAGAAUCUACAAGAGAACCACUACCAAGAAGAUGAAGAGUUCCUGGGAGCGGUCAUGCCUCGAUUAGGCAUCGGCAUGGACACCUGCGUCAUCCCGCUCCGACAUGGAGGCCUUUCCCUUGUCCAGACAACAGACUACAUCUACCCUAUAGUGGACGACCCCUACAUGAUGGGUCGUGUCACGUGUGCCAACGUCCUCAGUGACUUGUACGCCAUGGGGGUGACGGAGUGCGACAACAUGCUGAUGCUGCUGGGCGUGAGCAACAAAAUGUCGGAGAAGGAGCGAGACAAAGUCAUGCCGCUGGUCAUCCAGGGCUUCAAAGACGCCGCAGAAGAGGCGGGCACAUCCGUGACAGGAGGACAGACUGUGCUCAAUCCCUGGGUGGUGUUAGGGGGAGUGGCCACCACCGUGUGCCAGCCCAAUGAGUUCAUCAUGCCAGACAACGCCGUGCCAGGAGACGUCCUGGUGCUGACCAAACCCUUGGGCACACAAGUUGCCGUCGCAGUGCACCAGUGGCUGGACAUGGCUGACAAGUGGAAUAAGAUCAAGCUGGUGGUGACGCAGGAAGACGUGGAGCUGGCGUACCACGAAGCAAUGAUGAACAUGUCACGCCUCAACAGGACAGCGGCCAGCCUCAUGCACACCUUCAACGCCCACGCCGCCACCGACAUCACGGGCUUCGGCAUCCUGGGCCACGCCCAGACGCUGGCCAAGCAGCAGAGGAGCGAGGUGUCCUUCGUCAUCCACAACCUGCCCGUGCUGGCCAAGAUGGCCGCCGUGUCCAAGGCCUGCGGCAACAUGUUCGGCCUCAUGCACGGCACCUGCCCGGAAACAUCAGGCGGCCUGCUCAUCUGUCUCCCCCGCGAACAAGCCGCCCGUUUCUGCGCCGAGAUCAAAUCCCCCAAAUACGGCGAGGGCCACCAGGCGUGGAUCAUCGGCAUCGUGGAGAAAGGCAACCGCACGGCGCGCAUCAUCGACAAGCCGCGGAUCAUCGAGGUGGCGCCGCAGGUGGUCAACCAGAACAUCAACCCCACGCCCAGUGCUACCUCCUAAUCCUUUGUCAACACACACACACACACGGUAAGAAACAGCUCCACCUGGUGGUCCACCACGCCAUCACAACGAC
Molecule: messenger RNA, 1427 nt
Organism: Nerophis lumbriciformis (worm pipefish)
Lineage: Eukaryota; Metazoa; Chordata; Actinopteri; Syngnathiformes; Syngnathidae
Gene: sephs1
Product: selenophosphate synthetase 1
Biological process (GO): L-selenocysteine biosynthetic process
Cellular component (GO): cytoplasm
Molecular function (GO): selenide, water dikinase activity; ATP binding
Source: RefSeq, a predicted model, not a curated record